Molecule: messenger RNA, 177 nt
Organism: Ambispora gerdemannii
Lineage: Eukaryota; Fungi; Glomeromycota; Glomeromycetes; Archaeosporales; Ambisporaceae
Source: the annotation of a GenBank genome assembly
AUGGCAUUCUCGCGAAACCACGAUCUGAAACGACACAUGAAAAUUCAUUUAAAUGCUAAACCGUUCAAAUGUCUCGGAUGCUCGAAAUUAUUUUCAAGAUUGGAUGCUAUCAAACGACACAAAGCAAAUCCAAAAAGUCGAGAAGCUUGUCGUGAUACUGUGGUGGCUAAAGUGUGA